This is a messenger RNA of Lactuca sativa (garden lettuce), 2280 nucleotides long. RefSeq lists its product as uncharacterized. NCBI's taxonomy places the organism in Eukaryota, Viridiplantae, Streptophyta, Magnoliopsida, Asterales, Asteraceae. The record is from RefSeq and is a predicted model, not a curated record. Gene Ontology annotation, molecular function: protein dimerization activity.
AUGAAAGUGGUGAAGAAUGUUCCCAAAUACCAAUCACUAAUCAAUCAAUGCCUUUCGUUUCUAAUCCUUAUGCAACUCCACAAACACCAAUCACCAAUCACCAAUCAAUCAAUCACUUCGGUUUCUAAUGCAACUCCACAAACACAAUGCUCUAACCAACCUAAUGAUAAUGUUGACUUGAAGGAUCUUCCAAAGGACCCGGCGGAUAGGCCAUUGAUUACAAGUUACAAACCAAAUAUAAGAGAUGAUGUAAGAAGAGCAUAUUUUCUUCAAGGACCGGACCUCAUGGGACAAAAAGGAGGGAGAGAUGCAUUUGUUUCUCAAGGUUUUGAUACUUGGAAUAAAAAAGAUGCAUUUCGGACUCAUGUGGGUGGUAUUGAUAGUUUUCACAACAAAGCAAAAGAAAAGUGUGAGUUUUUAAUGAAGGAAAAACAAGCUAUCAAUGUAGUGUUGAGGAUGCAAACCGAAGCAGAGGAUCAUAAAUAUAAAGCUCGAUUAUGUGUUUCUAUGAUUGUUGUUAGACUUUUAUUGAAAACCGGUUUACCGUUUCGUGGUCAUGACGAGUUGGUUAACUCGGAAAAUAGAGGGCUAUACAUUGAAGUAUUAAAAGCCAUUCGAGAGACUAGUGAAGAUAUUUUCAACAAUACUUUAGAAAAUGCUCGAAAAAACAAUCAACUAAUUUCCCCUAAAAUUCAAAAAGAACUUGUGCAAUGUUUUGCACAAGAAGUACUUUUGAGUAUUCGUGAAGAGAUUGGUCAAGAUGUUUUUGCUUUACUAGCUGAUGAAUCUAGUGAUGUUUCAAAAAAGGAACAAGUGGCUAUUGUUUUGCGUUAUGUCGAUACUCUUGGCUUUGUGAAAGAAAGAUUCAUAGGUCUAGUGCACGUGAAGGAUACAUCUUCUUUGACACUCAAAAACGCCAUAAAUGAAGUACUUACAAGUAAUAAGUUGAGUUUUAGUCAGAUAAGAGGACAAGGUUAUGAUGGGGCUAGCAAUAUGCGAGGGGAAUUCAAUGGUUUGAAAGCUUUGAUAUUACAAGAAAAUGACACGACUUUUUAUGUACAUUGCUUUGCACACCAACUUCAAUUAGUAGUUGUGGCUGUAGCAAAGAAGCAUGAUGUUAUUAGUGACUUUUUUGAGCAAAUUUCGUUGGUGGUUAAUGUAGUUUGUGCAUCGUGUAAAAGAAAAGACUUACUACGAGAGCAAGCAAGAGAAAGGGUGCAAAAAGGAUUGUGUAGUGGUGAACUUGAAACCGGAAGAGGGUUAAAUCAAGAGACUACACUUGUUCGAGCGGGAGAAACAAGAUGGGGUUCAUAUUUCAACACACUCACAAGUUUGAUGAAGUUAUUUGCAGAUGUUCUUGUAGUUUUAGAUUUUGUGAAAGAGGAGGGAGGGUCAUUGGCAAACCGUCAACAAGCAUCUGGAAUCUUAGCAUAUUUUAAAUCAUAUGAGUUCGUGUUUUACUUACAUAUGAUGUAUGACAUUUUACACCUCACGGGUACAUUGUCAAAGCAACUUCAAAGUAAAGAUCUAGACAUUUUAGAAGCGGCUUCGAUGGUUAGAGGGACAAUGGAGGCAUUGCAAUCUUUUAGAAACAUAGGGCUUGCUAGCAUUUUGCCAAAAGUAUCCUCUUUUUGUGAAACACACGAAGUUGAUACUUUGGAUAUGGAAGAGUUGUAUAUUGGUGCGAGAAACCGUAGGACUACAAAGACUAAUAGGAUUCAUUUUGAGGUUGAAAUCUUCAACACGGUGGUAGAUAUGCAACUUAUAGAAUAUCGGGAUCGAUUUAGUGAAACAAGCACCCAAUUAUUAGAAUACAUGGGUGCUUUGAGCCCUUGUGAUUCAUUUGCACAAUUUGACAAAUCAAAGUUAUUGAAGUUGGGUAAGUUAUACAAGUAUGACUUUGAUGAUUCAGAUAUGAUAGACCCUGAAGGCCAACUUGAGAUAUUUUAUCACUCUUGCAUCAAAGAUGAGCGCUUCGCUAGUUUGAAAGGAAUUUCCAACCUUUCUCGUUUGAUGGUUAGUACGGGGAAGCAUCGAUCUUAUCCUUUGGUUUAUAAGCUAUUAAAUUUGGCUUUGAUACUACCUGUAGCGACUGCAAGUGUAGAAACAUGUUUUUCAAAGAUGAAGCUCUUGAAGACCGACUUGCGUAACAAAAUUGGCGAUGAAUUUUUGAACGACGCAUUGCUGUGUAAUGUCGAGACCGAAGCACUUGCAGAAGUUGAGAAUGAAAAAGUAAUGGAGCGGUUUCAAAAGAUGUCUGCACGAAGAGGAAAAAUUUAA